Messenger RNA from Thelazia callipaeda (thelaziosis nematode), 1557 nucleotides. NCBI's taxonomy places the organism in Eukaryota, Metazoa, Nematoda, Chromadorea, Rhabditida, Thelaziidae. The record is from the annotation of a GenBank genome assembly.
AUGUUAGCGUGGCAUGUACGUGUGACAGCAGAAGUUGUAGGACCGUCAUACUCUUUAGGUGCAAGAUUAGUAAUGACUACAUCAUUAUUGGACCGAGAUUUUUCGCCGCCAAACUCGUUCAAGGAAGCCGGAGGAAAUGACCGAUGGCGAUUAAAAAGUGAAGUGGCAGAAGGUGACCGGUGGAGAUCGAAUAGUAAUUUAGAAAGUGGUGCUAAUGCUGCUGACCGAUGGUCACGGCGUGAUGCUGCUUCAGAUCGUAUUAGUGCUGCGCAACGUCGUGGUGUUAGUCGUGAUCGUAGUCCCCGAAAACUUCGGGAUAGAGAUGUUCGUCGAGGUGGUUCUGGAGCUGCACGUAAUGACCGAAUGGUUUAUAUCGCAAACAUUCCGUAUGAUGUACGUUGGAUGGAAUUAAAAGAUUUGGUUCGAGAAAAAGCUGGUGAGGUCAAUUUUGUGGAGCUUCUAGAAGAUCGUAAAGGGAAGUCAAAAGGUGCAGCAGUUGUUGAAUUUCGAGAAAAAGAGUCAGUACAGCGUUGUGUUGAUGCUUUACAUCGUUAUCCAAUGAAUGAUCGUUUAUUAACAGCAAAAGAAAUUCGAGAUCCUGUUGCAUUUUUUCGAAAAGUCAAAGAAGAUACAGGAGUUGAUUUUUUGAACGGCCUUCAUGGUGGAACUGCUGCUUCUAAUUUGGAUACUCGUAACCGUCCAGAUGAACAAUAUGAAACGUUUGGUUUAAGUCCUGCAUUUCUGCGACAACUUCAUAUUACAGGACCACUGAGCAAUCGUGUUUUUGUAUCAAAUCUGCCAUACAAUGUACAAAGUGGACGAAUAACAGAUUAUUUCACUUUGGCUGGUAAAGUUACGUGGGUUGAUCUUCAACUAGACAAGGAAGGUCGCAGUAAAGGCAUGGCAAUUGUUCAGUUCACACAUCCAAUCGAGGCUGUGCAAGCCAUUUCAAUGUUGAAUAAUCAACGUGUUUUUGACCGGCAGAUCAAUGUUAAAAUGGAUAAGUUUGAUCCAGUUGAUGAACGGAAGGAAGGGGAAUUACCAAUGGGUUUACGAGGAGUGGGUAUGGGUUUGGGUGCUAAUGGUGCACCGUUAGGGGAUGUCUCCUCCAUCAUUUCAUCGCUCACUUCUUCAACAGCACCUCAUAACUCUUUUGAUAGUUCAUCGACUUCAUAUACUGGUCAGAGUACAUAUCAGAGUGCUCCCGGAGCAAGUCUACAACCAAGUAAUAUUUCUUCAAUUUUACCAUUUUCUUCUACCUACAACGUAUCUUCGACAUCUUUGUCAGCAUCUUCUUCUGCUUAUUCUGCAUUUGGAAAUGCCAGUGGUUUCAGUGCAUCUCGUUCGAUCAUUAUCAAAAAUCUGCCACUGGAUUAUACAUGGCAGAUAGUGCGUGAUCGAGUGCAACAGUUUGGUCCCGUAGAUUUGACUGAAAUGAUCGCACCAGGCUGUGCUAAAGUUACGUUUGCUAUGGCUACGGAUGCAGAGCGUGCUCGCAAAUCGCUUCAAAAUACUACCGUCGAAGGUCGCAUAAUUGGCGUGGAAUUCUUGGCAUAA